This is a messenger RNA of Psylliodes chrysocephalus, 375 nucleotides long. The record is from the annotation of a GenBank genome assembly. NCBI's taxonomy places the organism in Eukaryota, Metazoa, Arthropoda, Insecta, Coleoptera, Chrysomelidae.
AUGUGUAUUGGAUGGCAUUCCUCAAGAGCGAUUCUUGUUUGUGACAUUAUUUCAAGUUUAGAAUGUGGUUCAAAGCUGGUGAGCCAGAGCUACAAUGGUGCUGCCGUAACGGCUAGCCAUUUAGGAGGCCUUCAAGCUAAAGUGAAAGAGAAGUUUAAACAUGCAAUUUUGGUUCAUUGUAUAGCACAUAGACUUAAUUUGGCUUUAUCGCGAAGCAUGGAAAAUAUUAAAGAUUCCAAAGUUUUCUUUUCAACGCAUAGUGGUUUGGCUUCCUUCUUUUUAAAGUCAUCGAAAAGAUCUCGCGCUUUGGGCAUUCACAUUCAAAAAGGUUUCCAAAAGUUGCUCCGAUGCGAUAAAACUACAAUGAACGUUUAG